CACGACGAAUGAACAUUAGUUUCGUGAAAAGGGACGUAAACAUUAGCAACUAAUGGCUCGAGCCGCGUUCGCAAUCCUUUGGUGCGCUUGUUGGUCGAUCACUGCCAUCGCUGGCCUUUCUCUGGAAAAACAAAUGCAGCAACUUGUAGAAAACUACGAGGUUUUAGCAGCAAAAUUGGAGGCAGUGGAACAGCAAAAUAUGAGAUCAUUGGAAUCUCAGGCGAUUCACGUUCAAAAUCUGGAACGUAAAAUUCAACAACAAGCGUCGCUCCUCACCGCCUUGCGAGGAGGAAAUCAAAUCACGAGGGCGGAUGCGGAGACGAGACAAACACCGGCAACUGGAAUGCCGAGAUCGUGCUCCGACCUCAAAGCUAGGGGACACACUUUGAGCGGCCUCUAUUUGAUUAUGGGUGCCAAAACAGUGGAAACUGUUUACUGCGACUUGUGCAAAUCAGAAAGCGAUCCCACUUUGCAAACGUGGAUCGGAUUCGCCGAUGUCAAAUCGAUGCCCGUUUACUUCAACGCAUUGCGAAGCUCUACGACCUUCAAACAAGUUCAAGUGCCCAUUCCGUUCGAUGUCGCACGCGUCAACGUCGGUGGAGCCAUGAAUUUAUCAACGGGUAAAUUCACAGCUCCAAGGGUAGGCAAAUAUUUCUUCAUUUUCACUGGAACGGCCUCUUUCCUGCCAAGCGCUGGACGGAGCUCUCUAAACAUGGGCCUGUGUUUGAACGGCAAUUCGUUCGGCGACAUCGUGACGUACGGCCUGUCGGACGAGAGCAACUCUAACGUGUACCAACAAGAAUCGCUGACUUUGCAAUCGACGCUCCAUCUGAACGCAGGCGAUCAAGUUUGGCUGCAAAUUGGAUUUUUGUCGGGAUCUUUUCUAGAAGGCGGCGGUGGAUUCGGAGGCACGAACCACUUCAGUGGUUGGCUAUUAGAAGAAGACAUUUCUCAGUCACUUACUGGUUAGGAAAAAUAAGAAAAGAAAUAAAAAAUUGCCUGAUGAAUUGCAUGUGCGAUGGUAUCUGAAAUGUGAACUGAAAGGCGGAUUCAAAGAUUUUGCUUAAGGACCGGUGAAUUGAAAUCGAUGAGAAAUAUGACGUCACCUGUUAUUCAAAUAGAACCGAUUCGCAAGCAG
Molecule: messenger RNA, 1138 nt
Organism: Daphnia magna
Lineage: Eukaryota; Metazoa; Arthropoda; Branchiopoda; Diplostraca; Daphniidae
Exons: 4
Coding region: 53-970 (305 amino acids)
Molecular function (GO): protein binding
Source: RefSeq, a predicted model, not a curated record